Monoraphidium neglectum is the source of this 156-nucleotide messenger RNA. RefSeq lists its product as hypothetical. Lineage: Eukaryota; Viridiplantae; Chlorophyta; Chlorophyceae; Sphaeropleales; Selenastraceae. The record is from RefSeq and is a predicted model, not a curated record. The transcript is spliced from 2 exons. The coding region runs from base 1 to 156 and encodes 51 amino acids.
AUGUUCAACAAUUGGAUGUGGCUGGACGUGGCUGGCAGCGCCGUUAUCCUGCUGACAUGCCUCUGGGGCCUGCGCACACUGAGGGACGAGGCGCACGCUGCCAGGAUCACCGGCGGGGUGGCGGGCCCACGGACCAAGGCAGGCAAGGCACGAUGA